Annulohypoxylon maeteangense is the source of this 1807-nucleotide messenger RNA. Its product is annotated as D-isomer specific 2-hydroxyacid dehydrogenase. The transcript is spliced from 2 exons. The record is from RefSeq and is a predicted model, not a curated record. Gene Ontology annotation, molecular function: NAD binding; oxidoreductase activity, acting on the CH-OH group of donors, NAD or NADP as acceptor. Bases 312 to 1604 code for a protein of 430 amino acids. Lineage: Eukaryota; Fungi; Ascomycota; Sordariomycetes; Xylariales; Hypoxylaceae.
CUGCCCGUUCCCGCGUAGUACUGUUUGAUUACUUACCUAUAUGUAUAUCAAACCCGAAACAAUGAUAUUGUACCGAGGCGUGUAGGUACCCGUCGACACUUCCCUACCCACCCACCUAUUUAAAAGAGCAAAAAAAGGCCCUUGUGUGACCGUAUGCGGGGCGGCGUGGCUUCCGUUUGUACUCCCACACCAGAUGCCAGCUUCCGCCCAACCGUCUCAAAAGAUUGCCUUUUUCGUUCGGCGAGCGGAACCCGAUUGGCAAGGCGACCGGCAAGGGCGUUAGCCUACAGGGAUGACGCCCGCGGCGAAAUAUGGAUGGUAGGUAUGGCUCCAGCGCAAGGGCGCUGGGACUUGCAGCACACUACGCCUUCCCGAUUACACGACGCGAUGGCCUCCGGUUCCGGAAUGCGAGGGCCGCGGCGCUGGGGCGUUGGUCCGGCGCUUCUUUUUUUUACUCGCGGGUUUUUGGGAAUUGGGGGGUUGGUCAUUCUUUGUUGAUAAGAGGAACAAGUGUUGUUUCUAGGGAAUUUGCAACGGGGUUUUCGAUCCCGGUUAAGAGAUCUUUUUCGAGUUACGGCAAGAUGGAUUCGUCGGACGACGAAGGACGUCACUUUGUCAUCGUCGCGUUGGAAACUUUUUACGUCCCAGUACCGAAUUUCAAUUUUCCCCGCGGAUAUACUUAUGAGAUUAAAGAGUACUCGAGGACGCGCCCGGAGGAGGUCGCUGAGAGGAUUAAGAAUGCGAAUAUUGUCCUUGCUGUUGUGGUCCCGAUUACGGCUGCCGCGUUAAGCGUCGAGGCAUCGCCGCAUCUGAAGAUGAUCUCUGUGGUGGCGUCGGGAACUGAUAACGUCGACUUAGAUGCGUGCAGGGCGCGUGGCAUCGUCGUCGCGAAUGCGCCGCGUUGCAAUACUGUGUCUGUGGCCGAACACAUCAUGGCGCUAUACUUCGCGACGCGUCGGUCGAUGGUGCUAUCACAUACGCAGGUACAGGCGGGGGAGUGGCCCAAGAAGGGAUCGCUGCAGGAGACACUUAAUGGCCCAGAUGGGAAACCACCGAAGACCUGCAGGCAGGAGAAGCUCGGAAUUAUCGGUAAUGGCGCGGUGGGUAAGGCGGUAGCAGAGAUGGCCCAUGCCUUGGGCAUGAGGACUAGGAAUGCGGCGCGAAAAGGCACAUACGAAAUAAAAGAUCGAAGAACAGGUCGCACACCAUUCGAGGACGUAAUUCAGGAAUGCUCGGUCAUCGUUCUAUGUCUACCGCGGACUCCUGAAACGUUGAAUCUGAUUUCAGAGGCUGAGCUCAACAUGAUGCAGCCUUACACAAUCAUCAUCAACGCCUCGCGAGGCGGCAUUGUGGACGAGAAAGCCGUCAUCGCUGCGCUUAGGGAGAAGAAGAUUGCUGGCUACGGCACGGAUGUUUACGAGACCGAACCGGCGAGUUCAGAGAAUAGUCUCUUGGUCGGUCCUGACACGGCUGGUCUUAAUUUGGUCACUACGCCACAUGUCGCGUGGGUUGCCGAGGAUACGAAUACUCAUUAUAAUUGGGCGACGAUGGAGAACGUUGAGGGUUGGCUUAAAACUGGUCAACCAAAACACCCGGUGAUAUAAGCAUGGCGAACUUUGAAGACUUAGACGGUUAUAUCGGCACAUUGCAUUGGGCUGUUAGAGGUGCAUAGAAAUAGAGGUAUGAAACACGCCUGAUAUACAUAUGAAUUAUUGCCCCAAGACUUGGAUGAUUAUACUACUUGGGUAUUUUCAAGUUUAUUCUGAUGAUCUUCCUGGCGUUAAUCUUAGGUGGUAUUUUGUACAGC